This is a messenger RNA of Nothobranchius furzeri (turquoise killifish), 2325 nucleotides long. It is a transcript of the gene neto2b, whose product is annotated as neuropilin (NRP) and tolloid (TLL)-like 2b. NCBI's taxonomy places the organism in Eukaryota, Metazoa, Chordata, Actinopteri, Cyprinodontiformes, Nothobranchiidae. Gene Ontology annotation, cellular component: postsynaptic density. Gene Ontology annotation, molecular function: ionotropic glutamate receptor binding. The record is from RefSeq and is a predicted model, not a curated record.
GUGUGUGUGUGUGUGUAUGUGCACCUUACCCUGGAAAAGUCCACUUUAAGAGAAGAGCGGUUAUGAAUCAAAAGUUCCCCGGAUCCCUGCUGCACCAGGAGCUUCUCCUACGUUCAACCAGAGAGAGAGAUUAGGACGAAAAGGUGAAAGCUGGAUUGUGCCAAUCAGCAAUGUUAGCAUGCUCUAAUCCAAACCACGGACCUAAAAGACAAAUGUGUAGGACACGCAGUUGGUAGAGUUGGAGGGGGGGAAGAAGAAUAGUGCAGCUGAAAGGAUGCAUGCAGUCUGGAUAUUCCUCCUAUUCACCAAAGAGGGAUUUUCUCUAGCACAGAAGAUUAAAGAUGAAGGUGCUGGGCCUAAAGGAGGUAAACCCACUGAGCAGCCACGAAAAGCUCGUCACUGUGGGACCUGGCUUCGAAAAACAGACGGUGGAAGUUUCAGUUCCCCAAACUAUCCAAACAUGUACCCGCCAAACAAGGAGUGCCUUUAUGUGCUGGAAGCCCAUCCCCGCCAGAGGAUCGAGCUGCUUUUCAACGCUUUUUUUCACAUCGAAUCAUCUUUCGAGUGUCGUUUCGACCACAUUGAGGUUCGAGAUGGUCCCUUCAGCUUCUCUCCUCUAAUCAACCGUUACUGUGGCACCGACAGCCCGGGCCUCAUCCACUCCAGCGGCCGGUUCAUGUGGAUCCGGUUCAUCAGCGAUGAAGAGCUAGAAGGAAAAGGAUUUCAAGUUCACUACAAGUUUACAGCAGACCCUGAAUUCCAUCUUCAUGUGGGAGGACUCAUGAACCCCAUCCCAGAUUGCCAGUUUGAGCUAACGGGGUUGGACGGCAUGAUCCGCUCUAGUCAGGUAGAAGAGGAGAACAAGGUGAAACCCGACCAGGCAGUGGACUGCAUCUGGACUAUACAAGCCCCAGCAAGGAACAGAAUUUCUCUGAAAUUCUUGGAGUACCAGAUGGAAAACUCAAACGAAUGUAAGAAGAACUUUGUGGCUGUUUACGAUGGCAGCAGUGCCAUUGAAGACCUGAAGGCCAAGUUUUGUAGUACAGUUGCAAACGAUCUUAUGCUGGACACUGGUUUUGGAGUGGUGAGGAUGUGGGCCGAUGAGACGAGCCGUCUCAGCCGUUUCCGGAUGUUGUACACUAUUUUCACUGACCCUCCAUGUAUGGGCAGUGCAUUCUUCUGCCACAGCAACAUGUGCAUAAACAAUUCUCUGGUGUGCAACGGAGUGCAAAACUGUGUCUUCCCCUGGGAUGAAAGCAGUUGCCAAGAAUCAAAGCCCAAAGUUGCUUUUCUUCACAUCACGAAGACUCAGGGAACAAUAAUCUGUGUAUCCACGGGGGUGGUGCUGUUACUCUUUAUUUUCUCCAUUAUGGUGCAAGUCAAACAGCCUCGUAAAAAGGUGGUGAUACGUAAGAACAAGCUGUUCCGACGUGCAGACCUGCAGAAGGUGUUUGACCCGCCGCACUAUGAGCUCUUCAGCCGCAGAGAAAAGGAGAUGUCUGGGAACCUUAGGGAGCUGUCAGAUGAACUCCUGUCCAUGCAGGCUCUGAGGAGAUCCUCAUCAGGAUCACGAUGCAUCCAUGAGCACCACUGUGGCUCUCAGGCCUCCAUCAGCUCCUCCAAAGCCGGUCACUGUGGAUAUGUCUUGGGCAAAGGAUCGAUGGAGCUACCCCCUUUUAGAGGAGAGGGCCAGUCUUCCAUACCUCCUUUCAGGGAGUUGGACAGCAGUUUGCGGAAGAAGAGCUGGCCUGGUGUGAAACAAAGCCACAUGCAGAGUCGGCCCAGCGUUGGGGAUCGAGUGCUGUGGCAGCAAGACAGAGUUUUGGAAGAGGAUGUGGAGGUGGUGGAGGAGGAGGGAAGGUACGAUCUGUACAUGCGGAGAGCUGGAAACCGAAAUAGAGGGAAAUGUGAAAUAGCUCAGCAAAGAUCUUUAUCGAUGGACUUUUGAAAAGAGAGGCGGGAGUUUGCACGGCAAAACCUGUAACAGUUCUGGGGCUGAAAUGUGUUAACAUUCCUAAAAGAGGAAAGUGAAUAGCAGAUUUGCAUCUUUUUUCCACUUGCCUUCUUUAAAGUAAGGUUUAAAAACUCUGACUUUUGUUAAAGAGCAGCAGAAUCUGCUUGGACACUAGCAUGGCUGCUCCGUUUGUGAUGAGUGUAAAAAUGAAGACAUAUCAUGAUGCUGUGCUGCAUUUUAACCUGAAGCAAAAUAUAUAUAUAUUUUUGCCAUGUUUGAUUUGAGGCUUUGAAAUGAAAUGUAAUUUCUUUGGGGGGAUACCUCCGUUUCUGUUUGUGUGUGUAAAACAAUAAAUUACUAAAUUACUUCAA